Molecule: messenger RNA, 285 nt
Organism: Lolium rigidum
Lineage: Eukaryota; Viridiplantae; Streptophyta; Magnoliopsida; Poales; Poaceae
Product: auxin-responsive protein SAUR71-like
Exons: 1
Coding region: 1-285 (94 amino acids)
Biological process (GO): response to auxin
Source: RefSeq, a predicted model, not a curated record
AUGGCGUGGAGGAAAAAGAGCGGCGGCGAUCAGUCGUCGGCCGGUCCCUCGGAUUGCUACGCCGACGACGGCGAGAAGGUCCCGAGAGGGCACGUCCCCAUGGUCACCGGCUGCGGCGAGCGAGUGCUGGUGCCGGUGAGACUCCUCGCGGCCCCCUGCAUAGCGGAGCUUCUGGACAUGGCGGCCGAGACCUACGGGUACAGCCAGCCGGGUGUGCUGCGGAUCACCUGCGACGCAGGGCAUUUCCAGCGGGUCAUCGACGACGUCCUGGAGAGAGCCGGCUAA